AACAAUAGCCAAUUCAGUAACUUCAUAGGAAGCUAGCGCCAAGUCGCGGCGCGGUGGAGGGGAUGUCUCACGUCUUUCCCCGGGAAUCCGAGCGGGCCACACACAAAACCCAACGGCGGCUGACGCUAACCGACAGCUCACAAAGAAUAGACAGGACGGUAAUACGAUCAUCACAACGUUUCUGGUGUUUUCAAGCUGGUCGUGUUUCGACAAGCAGCGUCACUUUAACUUAACGUCUGUCGUAAGCUGUAAGGGGGUGGCAUGGCAACUGGAGGCACUCCUUUUGAUGACGGUUCAGAAGAGCUGCACAACUGGACUGUAACAAAUGGCAGUCUAGAAGAUAGGCUCAACAACAUGGACUGGGGUGUACAGCAAAAGAAAGCCAACCGAUCUUCAGAAAAGAACAAGAAAAAGUUGUCAGCUGCUGUGGUGGAGAGCCGCCUGACUAAUGAUAUUUCACCAGAAUCCACCCCGGGGGCCGGUCGCAGGAGAGCACGCACUCCUCAUUCCUUCCCCCACAUCAAAUACACCACCCAGAUGUCUGUCCCAGACCAGGCUGAGCUAGACAAGCUCCGCCAAAGGAUCAAUUUUACUGACCUGGACGAGAGGAGCAUCGGCAGUGACUCCCAGGGACGCGUGACGGCUGCCAACAACCAGCGCCAGCUAGCUGGAGAGAACAAGAAGCCCUACAACUUCCUACCUCUACAUGUAAACACUAACAAAAGCAAGGAGCUGCUCCCUCCCUCCUCCUCUGCCCCAGCUACCCCGGCUAUCACCAAGGAAACUAAGAAGCAGAGCCCAGGACUCAGGGAUACGUUUACCCCUGUGGUUCUUUCCAAGGAACCUUCAAGGCUCAGUCGUAGCGCCACAGAGAGAGGGGCCACGGUGCACAGAGAGUAUGGCAGAGGAGAGCCGAGAAUAGACAGCAGCCAGGUGGUGAGCAAACUGGUACAGAUUCGGGAGUACAUCAGUAAGGCCAGCUCCAUGAGGGAUGAUCUGGUGGAAAAGAACGAUGUGCCGGCCAACGUGGAGCGCCUCUCUCAUCUCAUCGACCACCUCAAGGAGGAGGAGAAGUCCUAUUUACGGUUCCUGCAGAAGAUGCUGGCACGGGAGAAUGAGGAGGAUGAUGUGGGGACCCUGGACUCAGCAGUUGGCUCAGGGUCACUGGCAGAGAGCACCUCACUUAACAUCGAAGCUCGGUCUUCAGAUGCCUCAAACGCAACAGGUGGCAGACCAGAAGCUGUGCGCGCUGACCAGAAGGAAGAGUUGGAGAAUCUGCGUAAACAGCAUGAGCUGCUGAAGAAGAUGCUGGAGCAGCAGGAGCAGCUCAGAGCCCUGCAGGGCCGGCAGGAAGCACUAAUGGCCAUGCAGCACAGUGCAGAACAGGCACUUGCUGUGAUCGAAGACACUGUUGUCACGGAAACCACGGGGAGCGUUUCUGGUCUCAGCAUAACAUCUGAACUGAAUGAUGAGUUAAACGAUUUGAUCCAACGAUUUCACAACCAGCUACAUGACUCUCAGACUAAAGCAGUGCCAGAUAACCGUCGUCAGGCAGAAAGUCUUUCCCUCUCCAGAGAGGUGUGCUGGUCUAGGACUCCCCAGGCUGUAGGUCCACCUCAACAUAGACCACUCCUCCACUCUGCCUCUGGCCCACACGCUGGUCUAGAUACUGGAGCAACAGCUGCCAGUGCCAAACUCACCAAGCUCCAAGAACUCCAAGACAAAAAGCAAACCAUGGACAAGAUAUUACAGGAGCUGCAUUCACUCAGAGACCAGACGCUUAAUAAUAACUCAUGUCGUGGCUUGUCAGCACAAUGCAGCCUGAGUGUGGGAGGAUCAUCAGAUUGUCCAUCUGCUCUCUGCUCUAAUGGGGCCUCGACUUCCACCUCCUUUCAUCCUUCACUCACACAGCAACAGGACAGCUCGAACUCUGCAGACAAGCUGAGGAAGCUGAAGGAGGUCCACAAGCGUCUGAACGAGCUGCGGGAGUUGGUUCAGUACUACGAGCAGACUUCUGACAUGAUGGUGGAUGCAGUCAAUGAGAAUGUGAAAGAGGAUGAUGAUGAUGAGGAAGAGGAGGAGGAAGAUGAGACCGAGGAUGGUUCCAUGUUUGAAGCAAUGUUUGACUCAGAGCAGGAGAGCCGCCAGCCUGUAACUAACAUCAGAAACCCGCAGCGCAGCAGGAACUGGGCAGACUUAAACAGCCUGACCAAUGGACGCAGUGUCAGGAGUAGCGCCACAAACAACCGGGACGGCAGACUCAACACUGAGUGUGAGAUCAACAACCGGUCAGCAGCCAACCUCCGCAGCCUCAACAUCCCCUCAGCCAUAGAGUGCCAGUACAACAGGGACAUUCCUUAUAAUCAGGUGAAGGACGACGAUGAGGAGGAAGAUGGUUUGGACAAUGAUGAAGGGGCACAGGCUGCAGCUCCAGACAGUGAGGCAUCAGAGUCUAGUCGGAGGAGCAGCCUUGGGAAUGAUGCUGGUUUUGCCCAGAAGGUUCAUCGCCACACAGCAAAGCAAAAACUCAGGCAGCUGCAGGAACUGGUGGCCAUGGUUCAGAGUGAUGACACAGAUGGAACAACAGCCAAUGAGGAUGAAGCUUUACACCAACAGCCAAAUAAUACCAGAACUCCUGUUCCUGGGGCAGUGGGAGCCGGACCUAAACAGAGUCCCAGGGAAAUCACCCUCUCUAGCAAGGCCAGGGAGAAGCUGUAUGAGGAAAAGCUGCGUCAACAGAAGCAGGAACUGAAGCAGCUCCAUGAAGAGCGACAAAGGCUUAUUGAAAUCCAAGGCAAGAUCCAGGACCUGCAGUGGGCCUGCCCUGACCUUCAGCCAUCUGUGUCCAGCACAGUGAGUCAGCAGGGUUUGCUGAGGAAGGUUCCACUUGCAGUUUCCACUCCUAUCACUGUUCAGGCUUCUUCAUCAUCUGGGCCCAAAACUAACUCAGCUGUGCUCAAACCCACUCCUCCUGAAGCAGCUACUUCUUCAGUCACUGACAACGAGCUUUGGUCGGAAAUGCGUCGACACCAGAUUUUGCGGGAAGAACUGCGACAGCGGAGAAAGCACUUAGAGUCCCUGAUGGCUGAACACCAGAGACGUAGUGGUCUUUCCGACUCUCCGUGUCGGAUUGAAGAUCCAGACGGCGUCGCUACAAGCUCACAGCCCGUCAGUAGGGAUGAAAGAACAAUGGCCACCUGGGGGUCCAGUCCCUGCCGCCUUGAGGAUGAGGAUGAGGGUGAUGACGAGGAUGAAUAUCGGUCAGAGAUGGGUGCAGAGGAGGAAGAGGAGCAGGAAGAAUGUACAGAGAGCAGCUCUGAUGAUGACAUCCACAGCUACAGGAACCAGUGUUCCUACAGUAACAGGAAGAAUCAGGGAAGCAAUCUGAAGCCUCCAGCUGCCUUUUCAGGUGAAGCUAGUGUGCAUCUUCAUAACAUGACUAAGACCAAGCAGCAGUCCAGAUGUUUGAACCAGUCUGCAAACCAGCAUGGAGGUACACGGCGACAGGAGAACCUGCGCUGGGCCUCAGAGCUCUCCUUUGCUGAGGGCUCAUGCCAGUGGCAGGAACAGUUCAGCCAGCUACAGCGACAGUUGGACUUCAGUACCAGCAUGUGUCAGACACUCAUGCAGGACCAGCAGACACUAUCAUACAUGCUGCAGACUCUACUUACAGGCCAGUACAGCAUGUUACCCAACAACCUAUCAUCACCGCAGGUCCACCUGGUCAUGCACCAGCUCAACCAGUGCUACACUCAGCUGGCUUGGCAGCAGAACAAUGUUCAAAGACUAAAGCAGGUUCUUAACGACCUCCUUCGCCAGCAGCAGCAGCAGCAACAACAGCAGCCAUCUUCCUCUUCAGCAGCAGGUUGGCAGACGCAGAAGAACGACUCCUCCCAGCAAUCCAGCUCUGGCCCCUCAGCCUCCCCUGGUGUCUUCCUCCCCCUCUCCUCUACCCUGAAUCCUUCAGCCAACAACUUGUCAAGUGCUGCCUUAUCCUCAUUCCCUCCCAGCUUCAACUUGUAUCCACUGUUCCCUGCUGCCAUGGGUGAGUUUCCUCAAGGAGCAGCAGGUCAGCCGACUCCUGAACAUCAGAAGCAGCAGUUAGAUCCCAACACUUCAAUGAAAACGGAGUACAUGAGUUUCCCUCCUCCGCUGCAGCGAUCGCCUCUGAAUACCACCACAGAAAGAGGCCUGGCUGGCUGUCUUAAUACCUCGUACACAAACAAUACCGCCCGGCAUCACCCGUCUAAAACGGAGCCUCAGGAGUCUCCUCCUUCCUCCCCCACUUUCCUCAACCGCCACUUGCGACCUCAAGACUUUGAGAAGGCAUCGCAGGGAAGCUUCAGCAGCAUGCCUGACCCCGCUGAUCCCACUACCAUCACAAAGACUUUUAUGGCUGGGCGCAAGGCCUCUGCCCAAGCCAACCUGGCCUCCCGAAGCAAGACUCCCAAAAGCCGACGCAGGAGGAGCAAAGGGCACAGCAAGAACAGUGAAGGCCAUGAGAGCGACAGUGUUAGCAGCACUACAGACUUUGCCCAGGAGAGGGCAGCCCUGUCUCAUCAGAAGGAUCAGAAUCGGAGUCUGUUGGACAAGUUUACUCAAGAAAAACUAGACAGCAAGAUGAAGCUUGGGAACAAACGCAAUGACCUCUCCUCUGCCUAUGCUUGGAGAACACCCUUCCUCUCUAACAGAAUUGCAUGCACAGAAGCACCAGAUGCAAGCAGUGAGUUCUCGCUGUUCGAGGCUCUGAGGGAGACCAUCUACUCUGAGGUGGCUACUUUGAUAUCCCAGAACGAGUCCCGACCCCACUUUCUCAUUGAACUUUUCCACGAACUGCAGCUGCUCAACACUGACUACUUGCGCCAAAGGGCACUGUAUUCCUUACAAGACAUACUAACCAGGCACCUGACAGAGAAGAGUGCGGCAGAAGACCAGUUGCCUCCUCUCGGUCCUGUGGUUUGGGCUGCAGGUUCUCAGUCUGAGCUCACCCCCAGCGAGAGUCUGACCACCAGUGAUGCAGAGGUGGUGGAGAAGAACUUGAGGCUGUCACAGGGCAUGAUGAAGACCAGGGAUGAUGAAGAAUCUGUGGACAAUGACAGCACCAUGUCAACGUCAUCCAACCUGGAACCUUUUGCUAAUGAUGACCUGGGCAACACGGUGAUUCAUUUAGACAAAGCUCUGGCCAGGAUUAGGGAGUAUGAGCGCAUGAAGCUUAAAGCUGAGUUUAACCCCUGCAACACCAGCACUGCAGGCGCGGGCUGCUCUGAGGUCUCAAAUGCUGAACGUCCUUCUGCUAACCCUGCUGAACCAGUGGAAGGUGCAGCUGGGGAUGUGCACUGCCCUCAGAUUGACACCCAGCAGCUGGAUCGCCAGAUCAAAGCCAUCAUGACAGAAGUCAUUCCCUUCCUCAAGGAAAAUAUGGAUGAAGUUUGUUCCCUUCAGCUGCUGACGUCUGUGCGGCGCAUGGUCCUCACUCUCACCCAGCAAAAUGAUGAGAGCAAAGAGUUUGUGCACUUUUUCCACAGACAGCUGGGGGGCAUACUGCAGGACUCUCUCAGUAAAUUUGUGGGCCGCACACUCAAGGACUGUGGGGAAGACCUUCUCGUGGAGAUUUCAGAAAUCCUCUUCAAUGAGCUGGCCUUCUUCAGGCUCAUGCAGGAUUUGGACAGCAGCAGCAGCAGCAUGGCUUUGGCAGCCAAACACAAAAAUAAAAGGAGGGCUGAGCAGCCAAGUAAAGCCAAAUACACUCUCAAGGAGAAUGCAGCAAGUGGUGGUGAUAAAGCUGUUUCUCCAGCAUACACAGAUGAAGACAAAGACCAAGGUGAGACUGAGAAAGAAGGUGCUUCAACUCUCCAGGAACUUUACCUACAGACAGAGAUGAAGAACAACAGGAGCAGUGAAGCUUCAGAGGCUGAAGAAGAGGAUGAGGAUGAAGGUGAUGGACAGGGAGUGCCUUUGUCAAUCAGUCUUUCCAAAGCAGAGACUCAGGCCCUGACAAACUACGGCAGUGGAGAGGACGAGAACGAGGAGGAGGAAAUAGAAGAGUUUGAAGCUGGACCUGUAGAUGUCCAAACAUCGUUGCAGGCUUCUGCUGACGGACAGACGGAGCAGGAGGGGACAACAGCUGGUGAAAGCCUGGAGAUACAAACUGACCAGAGGAGUCCACAGAAUAACGAUGAAACCAGCAAGUCAGUUGGAGCUGUGGAUGCCACAGUAGAGGAGCCCAGUAGGGUGGAGUGCCAGAGCCCCGAGGAAGAGGACGGUAAAGUCGGGGAAGCUGCUGCCUUAGACGAAAACUCUGCUGCCUGCCACGAUCAGGACGUCCCCAAGGAGCCGACAGCCAGUAGCAGCCCCGACACCGACUCACCCGUCAUGAUCUGCGUAGAUGAGGUGGGAUCGGGCAACACGAGCCAAAAGUCAGACGAGGAAGAUUUUGUGAAGGUGGACGACUUACCGCUGCAGCUCACAGUCAUGUGUGAGGAGGAGCUUCAGAAGAGGAUUGUGGAGGAGCAGCAGAAUAACAACCUGUCUGUAGAGAUCCUCAACGGGAACACCGAAUUGCUGACGGGGCUGGUGGGGAACGCUCAGGCGCUGAAGGAACCAGAAACCGUCGGUGCUCAGAAUGUGUAACGGAUUAUACGGCCGUCCCGAAGUCGGCUGUUUUUAGCGACGCUGUACUUACACCCGGAAUCUGUUCUGGAUGUUCGAUUGUUUAUCUGUUAGUUUAAAAGGAGCAAAGUUUCAUAAUAUUAGUCGCAAAUAAGCUCUGUGUGACUCUAUCCUUCACACACAACAGAUUCCACACAUAAUCAACACUUUUAGUUCCUUUUAUUCCUGAAUGUUCAGUGUGAUUUCUGAAUAAUCGGGGGGGGGUUAUCUAUGCUGCUGAUCAUACAGUUAAGCCUCUGUUUGAAUCUGUAGAGCACCGAAACUCUUGUUCAGAUCCGCCUUAGUUGCUUUUUCUUCUUGGUUCUGGGAUCAGCUUCACGAGUUAUUUCUUGUUUUAUUUGUCUUGACCUGGCCUUCUUGUUGUACAGCUCAUCUUUUCUGCAGUUGAUUCUUAAUUACAGUAGGAUAAAAUGAAUGAGUUCAUCUAAUCGCUUUCCUGCUUGAACACUUUCCUCUCCACCAGACGUAGCUUUUAUCCCUUCAGACAUAUCUUUAUAUAUGGUUUUGUUCUGUUAAUGGUUAGUCUUCCAUGAUUUUCAUGUAAUUAAAAUGUUGACUACACUAAUGACUUUUAAUUAAUAAAAUGCUUUCAAAUGUGACAGUUA
Messenger RNA from Acanthochromis polyacanthus (spiny chromis), 7274 nucleotides. RefSeq names its product pericentriolar material 1 (gene pcm1). Gene Ontology annotation, biological process: intraciliary transport involved in cilium assembly; cilium assembly; centrosome cycle. Lineage: Eukaryota; Metazoa; Chordata; Actinopteri; Pomacentridae. The coding region runs from base 262 to 6630 and encodes 2122 amino acids. The transcript is spliced from 40 exons. The record is from RefSeq and is a predicted model, not a curated record. Gene Ontology annotation, cellular component: centriolar satellite; centriole; ciliary basal body.